This is a messenger RNA of Prorocentrum cordatum, 609 nucleotides long. The record is from the annotation of a GenBank genome assembly. Lineage: Eukaryota; Dinophyceae; Prorocentrales; Prorocentraceae.
AUGCUGUUGGUGCUGAUACGCUUCGCCCGGCUCUUGGCCCUCCUGCUCAUGGUGCUGGAGAAGGGCUUCCCGCGGCCCAGCCUCCUGCUAGACUUCCUCUUCCUGCACCUGCUGCCGCUGCGCUGCGCCCCCGUGUGCAUUGGCGUCCCGCUGUUGGACUUACAGGUGACGGGCGUGCGUUGGGCCCCACGGCUGCUGGCUUUGGGCAGUGGGUGUUGCGUGGCGCAAGGUAUCAUGGGCUCGCGCCUCGCGCUCGAGGCACUUUCGAGAUGCGCUCUAGUUCCGCGCCACUACUCCCUGCUGCUGCCGAUGGUGAAUUACCUGCUCAAGAUGUGGAUGAAGCAGGCUCUGCUGCCGAUAGUGAUCUACCUGCCCAAGAUGAGGACGACGCAGUCGUGGGUGCACAGCUUCACCCUGACCAGCUGGGCGCUCGGCAGUUGGCUUUCGCCUGCGUCGCCCUUGACCACUUCUGCCCCUCGCUCUCUGUGGACCAGCGCGGCAUGGUCAUGUGGCUCCUGCAGAACCCAGACUGCCUCCUGGAGCAGAGAUCCGAGGAGAACGGCCCCAUCCCGGCCAGCGCGCCGCUGGACCCCGCCGGCAUGGAAAUGA